Molecule: messenger RNA, 2155 nt
Organism: Rubroshorea leprosula
Lineage: Eukaryota; Viridiplantae; Streptophyta; Magnoliopsida; Malvales; Dipterocarpaceae
Source: the annotation of a GenBank genome assembly
AUCUUUCCGUGCAUCUCUGAUCUCCGACUCCCAUACCACCGGUUUCUGAAUCCCCUCAGCCCGUUUACCGUUGGGCCCUAUCUCUCCCUCCGUCGCGCGCGGCCAUCCUUGUGGCUAUGACCUCCAUCACCUCCACCGACUUAAACUACCUCGUCUUUCGUUAUCUUCAAGAGUCUGGUUUUAUACAUUCAGCUUUUACUUUAGGAUAUGAGGCAGGUAUUAACAAAAGUACUAUUGAUGGAAAUUUGAUUCCACCUGGUGCUCUCAUUACGUUUGUUCAAAAAGGGCUGCAGUACUUGGAGAUGGAAGCAAACUCAAGUAAUGUUAGCGGGGAUGCAGAUACAGAUGAAGAUUUCUCAUUCUUGCAACCUUUGGACCUAAUAACAAAGGAUGUUUAUGAACUGAGACAAAUGAUAAAAGAGAGAAGGAAAAAUAUUCAAAAAGAUAGAGAUAAAGAUAAGGAAAAGGAUAAAGAAUUUGACAGGGAAAAUGAUGGUGAGCGUGAGCAAGGGCGAGUGAGAGAAAAAGAAAGACAUGAAAGGGAUAAGGAGCGUGAAAAGGAUAAAGUAAAGGUAGAAAGAGAAAAGGAGCAGGAAAAGCAGCGUGAAGAACAUGCUGAUGCAGAAAUGGUUAUGGAGCAAGAGGAUAAGGACAACAUUAAACAAGAAGAAAAUGGAACUUCAGGAGGGCCAGAACCAAUGGAUAUUGUGACAGCCUCUACCUCAACAUCUCAGCCUUCUCAAAUUCCUAGUUCUGAUGUGACAAUUCUGGAAGGACAUACUUCUGAGGUUUGUGCUUGUGCAUGGAGUCCAACUGGUUCACUUCUUGCGUCGGGGUCUGGAGAUUCAACUGCUCGUAUUUGGACAAUAGCUGAAGGGCCUUGUAAACCAGGUGCUCAGAAUGGCCCAUUAAAUGUUUUGGUGCUGAAGCACGUGAAAGGAAGAACAAAUGAGAAGAGCAAAGAUGUAACAACACUUGAUUGGAAUGGAGAGGGAACAUUGCUUGCAACAGGUUCUUAUGAUGGACAAGCAAGAAUCUGGACUACAAAUGGUGAAUUAAAGAGUACUUUGAGUAAACACAAAGGACCAAUAUUCUCUUUAAAGUGGAACAAGAAGGGUGACUAUCUUCUUACUGGAAGCUGUGAUAAAACUGCAAUUGUGUGGGAUGUAAAAGCAGAGGAAUGCGAGCAACAGUUUGAAUUUCAUUCAGGUCCAACCCUUGAUGUUGAUUGGCGCAGCAAUGUCUCAUUUGCAACAAGCUCUACAGACAACAUGAUAUAUGUGUGCAAGAUCGGAGAAAAUCGCCCUAUUAAAACUUUUGUAGGGCAUAAGGGGGAAGUAAACUGUGUCAAAUGGGAUCCAACUGGUUCAUUGUUGGCCUCUUGCUCUGAUGAUAUUACUGCAAAGAUAUGGAACGUGAAGCAGGAUAAUUAUGUUCAUGACCUGCGGCAGCAUUGUAAGGAAAUAUAUACCAUCAGAUGGAGUCCUACAGGACCUGGGACAAACAAUCCCAACCAGCAGUUAAUUCUUGCAAGUGCAUCAUUUGACUCCACAGUGAAGCUGUGGGAUGUGGAACAAGGAAAGCUUCUCCACAGCUUAAAUGGACACAGGGAUCCUGUGUAUUCUGUUGCAUUUAGCCCAAAUGGAGAGUAUCUGGCCAGUGGAUCCCUUGAUAGAUCCAUGCAUAUCUGGUCGUUAAAGGAAGGAAAGAUUGUAAAGACAUAUACGGGCAAUGGGGGUAUAUUUGAAGUAUGCUGGAACAAGGAAGGCGACAAAAUUGCUGCCUGUUUCGCCAACAACACAGUAUGUGUCUUGGACUUCAGAAUGUAAAACUUGACAACGUCGGACUGAAACCAUGCUGAUGGAAGUGCAAACCUAGACGCUUGGUCUUAAAAAUUCAUGCAAUUUAUAUUUUGAUUGGAAUGGGAAAACUAUAGCACAGCUAGGUAGGCAGAAUUGUAGCAUUGAUGUUGGAAUUGCUUUCUGAAUUUGAUUUUUUCUUUUUUAAGAUAUAGCUUUUGCGGAACAGUCAGCAAAGCAUCCGCUCUCUAUCAGCCGCCUUUUCAACAAAUAUUGUACAGUAUAUUUACUUUGUUUGAUGCAACAUCUUUUCUGGUGCAUGAAGUGUUCAAGCCUGAGCAAAGAUUAAUCUUGUA